Westerdykella ornata is the source of this 901-nucleotide messenger RNA. Its product is annotated as proteasome component Pre4. The transcript has 3 exons. Gene Ontology annotation, cellular component: proteasome core complex. The record is from RefSeq and is a predicted model, not a curated record. The coding region runs from base 102 to 893 and encodes 263 amino acids. Lineage: Eukaryota; Fungi; Ascomycota; Dothideomycetes; Pleosporales; Sporormiaceae.
CCCCCAUCCAACAUACAUAUACUUAUACCAUCUGCACUGACCUCACCAAUUCCACACCCCAUUCGUUCUCAUUUCCUCUGCAAACUUCCUACAUAAGCGCCAUGAAUCACUUCCCGCAAGCUUGGGGCCGUCCAAGAGACGAUAUCUACGGCGCAUACGACCAUUCGCACUUUCAGACUCAUGGUCCCGGUGGACCUAACCAGCACACUCAGAGGCCUAUCGUUACAGGGACGUCGGUAGUUGCCGCGAAGUUCAAGGAUGGCGUGGUCAUCGCAGCCGACAAUUUGGCGUCAUAUGGCUCUCUGGCCCGCUUCACUGAUGUCAAGCGUCUCCGGAAGUUCAACGACCAGGUCGUCGUAGGUUUCGGCGGCGACGUCUCCGACAUGCAAUACCUCAACCGCAUCCUCAACUCUCUUGACAUCCGCGAGAACUACUCUAACCCCGAGAACCCCCUCAACGCAAAGAAUCUCCACACCUAUCUCUCCAAAGUCAUGUACAAGCGCCGGUCCGACUUCGAUCCCCUGUGGAAUCACCUCCUAAUCGCGGGAUUGGAUGGCGAGUCGAAGCCUUUCCUGGCGAGCGCAGAUCUUCUGGGAACAACGUUCUCAUCGCCAACUCUUGCGACAGGGUUUGGAGCGCAUCUUGCACAACCUAUAUUGAGGAAGACGAUCCCCGAUGAGGCAUCUGUGGCGAAUGUGAGCGAAGAGGAGGCUGUCAAGUUGGUUAAGGAGUGCAUGAAGGUGCUCUUCUACAGGGAUGCCAGGAGUAUGGAUAGGUAUUCCAUUGCGGUGAUCAAGAGUGAAGGGGUUGACCUGAAGGAAGACGAGAAGCUGGAGAACCAGAGUUGGGCAUUUGCUGAGCAGAUCAGGGGUUAUGGCACGCAAGUGAAUUGAGGUGGAUU